GUUAUUGUAAUGUUGGCUAACAUGUCUGUUAUGUCGGCAUGACCUUCUUGUGAGAGUGUAUAUUGGUUAGUUUCUUAUCAUUUAUUCCACAAGUCAUUCACUUUGUUUAGAAGACGAACCUGAAAGAGCACCGGGUGACCUUUACUAAAACUAUAAAAUGGCCCAACCAAUCAAGGUUGUUGUAACCGGUGCCGCCGGGCAGAUUGCUUACUCUCUCAUCUAUCACAUUGCACAUGGAGAUGUUUUUGGUGCCGAUCAACCUGUCAUCCUACACCUGUUGGAUAUUCCCCCCAUGAUGGGAGUCCUCGAAGGUGUUGUCAUGGAAAUCGAAGAUUUGGCACUGCCGCUUGUCAGAGGGGUUGUUCCAACGGCUGAUGUGUCGGUGGGUUUCAAUGACGUGGACGCUGCAUUCAUGGUGGGAGCCAUGCCAAGGAAGCAGGGCAUGGAGAGGAAGGACCUUCUAUCAGCCAAUGUCAAGAUCUUCAAGGAUCAGGGCCAAGCACUGGACAAGUACGCGAAGAAGUCGGUGCUGGUAGUGGUGGUGGGCAACCCUGCCAACACGAACGCAUACAUCUGCGCCAAGUAUGCGCCAUCCAUCCCCAAGACGAGCUUCUCGGCGAUGACGCACCUGGACCAGAACAGGGCGCAGGCGCUGUUGGCGCAGAGGCUGGGUGUGCCUGUGGGGCAGGUGAGCAACGUCAUCAUCUGGGGCAACCACUCGCCCACCAUGCUGCCUGAUGCAUCCCACGCCCAGGUGCACACUGACAGCGGCCUGCUCUCUGUUCCCAAGCUCAUCAACAACAACACCUGGCUUCACAACGAGUUUGUGCCGAGAGUUCAGAACAGAGGAGCAGCGGUGAUUGCGGCGAGGAAGAUGUCGUCUGCGAUGUCAGCAGCCAAGGCAGCUGGCGACCACAUGCGGGCCCUAUGGCAGGGAACCCCUCCCGGCAAGUUCGUGUCCCUCGGAGUCAUCUCCGACGGAUCUUACGGCGCACCCAAGGACGUCAUGUUCUCCUUUCCUUGCACAGUCAAGGACAGAGUCUGGAAGAUUGUGCCCAAUCUUCCAGUCGACGACUUCGCCAAGGCUAAAAUGGCCAUCACAGGGAAGGAACUGACCGAGGAGAAGGAAGAGGCGCUGUCCGUGUGCCAGGAUUGACGGGAUGUGCCCCACGCAACCUCGGCUUUAGCCAACGCUUCUAAACUGUAAAGUAAUGACUACCAGGUUUGGCAGAUUCAUGCGACUGAGGCUAGGGGCACACAUCGUCACUCAAGCUGAGAACAACUCAACAAACAUCACUGCAAUUAUCACAACUUCUCUAGAACUAGAACACUAGAACAAGUAAACUAUAUCUACUCCUCACUAAAAUAGAGUAGAAUUUACUAGGAUUUCAAGCUUUUUGAAAGUUGUCUAAAGUUUAUAUCCUGUAGUUGUGUUCAUAAAAAAAUUGAAGACAAUUCGUUUUAUGCAUAAUAAAUAUUAUACCCUAAAAGGAUUGUUAUUCAUAUCAUAGAUCCAACGUUAACAUCAAGUAAUAGUUUUAUAAUUUCUUUUAAAAUUUUCUAAAUAUUAAUUUAUAUUUUCCCUUUCCCUUCUCUUAACUUUUAUUCGAUUGUGCUUCUUCUUCUUUCGCUAUUCCCAUUAAAACUUGUAUUUAUAUAAGCAUUUCAUUUUUUUAUAAUAUGGAUAUAAUUCUUGCUCCCCUAUAAAUCUUUUACUGAACUUUUUCUCCCUCUUUUUUCCUUCUCUCUAUUCUCAUAACCUACUAAUAUAUCCAUUGAACUGAGAUUUUCAGUUUUCUUUCAAAACGUCACAGUUAGAGUACAGCAUUAGAUUUUUCUAUACAUUUUUGAACUUUUAGAUCUUAUUGUGUGAUCAAUAAUUUUAAUUGUAUUUAAAUAUUUGAAUGUUAGUUAACACUCAGUGGCGCGACUCAAGAGUAGUGAAGGUAAUGGUGUUUACUGUAUAUAAGUGAGGUAUAUGGAAGUGUUUUGGUUUGGUUAAGUAGCGUUGUAAUUUAAAGGUUUUGAUGCUUUUAUUAAAAUGUGCAAGAAAAAUGUUCGUAGUUGGAAAUUUUAUAUUUUAUACAUUGGAGAUAUUUUUGUUACUUAUAUAUUAUAAUGUUGUAUGAUGGGAAUAAUAAAAUUUGUUCAACCAAA
This is a messenger RNA of Nilaparvata lugens (brown planthopper), 2157 nucleotides long. RefSeq names its product malate dehydrogenase, cytoplasmic (gene Mdh1). Gene Ontology annotation, cellular component: mitochondrion; cytosol. The transcript has 6 exons. Gene Ontology annotation, molecular function: L-malate dehydrogenase (NAD+) activity. Lineage: Eukaryota; Metazoa; Arthropoda; Insecta; Hemiptera; Delphacidae. The coding region runs from base 158 to 1156 and encodes 332 amino acids. The record is from RefSeq and is a predicted model, not a curated record. Gene Ontology annotation, biological process: malate metabolic process; tricarboxylic acid cycle; oxaloacetate metabolic process.